Molecule: messenger RNA, 1808 nt
Organism: Serinus canaria (Common canary)
Lineage: Eukaryota; Metazoa; Chordata; Aves; Passeriformes; Fringillidae
Gene: SLC25A33
Product: solute carrier family 25 member 33
Exons: 8
Coding region: 477-1433 (318 amino acids)
Biological process (GO): pyrimidine nucleotide import into mitochondrion
Cellular component (GO): mitochondrion
Molecular function (GO): pyrimidine nucleotide transmembrane transporter activity
Source: RefSeq, a predicted model, not a curated record
CGGCGCGCGGCCCGGCGGUGACACCGGGAACCGGCACCGGCACCGCCCUGCCCCUCAUCACCCUUAUCGUCCUCACCGUCCUCACCGCCAUGGCGGGCGGCCCGCAGGAGAACACCCUGCUGCACCUCUUCGCCGGGGGAGGAGUGUGAGCAAUGUGAGAGGCACCUGACAAAAGAGAGAAGGAUGAGCUGAAGCCAUUUCCUCCUGAGCUGUGUGGACCCACAGAGGGCUCAGCUCCAAGCCCUGCCUCAGUACACACAAUAAUCAGAGCUGAUGAGGUCUGGGAGCACUGGUGUUUCAGAGCCAGAUGACACAAUUCCAGCUGCUGUUCAUGAUCAGCUCAGGGACUUCAGUCAACAUUCAAAAGCUUUCAGAGGGAUGAAGCAAAGCUUUCUUACAGUGUCUGUCAUUGUGCACGUGUGGAUUGUCCCUGGUUUGGGUUUCCAUCCCUUUCAGCCAGGAAGAGGAACUGAACAAUGCUGUUAAAUCAUAUUACCAGUCUCCAUGAAAGCACUUUCUUCUGGUGUGGAGGAACAGUUGGAGCCAUCUUUACGUGUCCCUUAGAGGUGAUAAAGACGAGGCUUCAAUCUUCAAAGCUGGCCUUCAGGACUGUCUACUACCCCCAGGUGCAGCUGGGGACCAUCAGCGGGGAAGGAAUGGUCAGGCCAACAUCUGUGUCCCCUGGGCUCUUCAGUGUUCUCAAGACAAUUCUGGAAAAAGAAGGACCAAGGUCACUCUUCCGAGGGCUGGGUCCAAACUUGGUUGGAGUUGCACCAUCAAGAGCUGUCUAUUUUGCCUGCUACUCCAAAGCCAAAGAGCAGUUUAACAGCAUGUUUGUGCCCAACAGCAACAUUGUGCACAUCUGUUCUGCAGGUUCUGCAGCCUUUAUCACAAAUUCCCUGAUGAACCCUAUAUGGAUGGUGAAAACAAGAAUGCAGCUGGAACGGAAAGUGAGGGGCUCCAAACCAAUGAAUGCUUUGCAGUGUGCUAGAUAUGUUUACCAGACAGAAGGUGUCCGUGGUUUCUAUAGGGGCCUGACUGCCUCCUAUGCAGGGAUUUCUGAGACCAUUAUCUGCUUUGCUAUUUAUGAAAGUUUAAAAAAGCACUUAAAGGAAGUCCAACUGCCCCCUUCCUCUAACGGGACCGAGAGGACCUCGACAAGCUUCUUUGGACUGAUGGUUGCUGCUGCUGUUUCCAAGGGCUGUGCCUCCUGUAUUGCUUAUCCUCAUGAGGUGAUCCGGACGCGGCUGCGGGAGGAGGGCACCAAGUACAAGGCUUUCAUACAGACAGCGCGGCUGGUGGCCCGCGAGGAGGGCUACCUGGCCUUCUACAGAGGACUCUUUGCCCAGCUCAUCCGGCAGAUCCCAAACACAGCCAUUGUCCUCUCCACCUACGAGCUGAUCGUGUACCUCUUGGACGACCACGCCAAGUAGCAGAGCCAAGGUUCCUGUUACAGACUGAAGACCAAUUUCUUCACUGAACAAAUAGUCCUUUAAGAGACUGGUGCAGGUGGCAGUGCUGGUGGAAACACUACAAGUCUGUGACCAUCUGUGGAUAUUUCCUUUUGGACUCAUGCUUUCUAAAAGGUCUCAAGUCAUUAAUGUUAAUAGUUAAUUAUAAUUUUUUAACUUGAUAAUUAAACUACUACUAAAUUAAAUUACAGUAUUUAAUUUAAUUAUAUGUUUGUCCUUUUCCUUAAGCACAGCCAUAUGUGGUCAAGGAAUGUACCUCAUGCUAUUAAGUGAUCUCUUGGACUGAUGUUCAUUAAAACUGUAUUAAAAGAGGAGAACUGGCUUGGACAUUUGAAA